GCAAUCACUCCACCGCAAACCACGUGCAUUAACAUUUACUCUCCGAGUCAAAAACAACAACGCAGUUUUUUCUUUUAUAAGAAAUAGAGAAAGUUACUGAACUGCUCCGUGGGUGAACCCAACUUCUGUCCUCUAUUCAUGUCGUCAUCCUACGCCACUAACGGCGGCCCGGCCGGAAGCACCGGAGGGGCGGUGGUGCCGGCCAACUAUCUGCGCCUCAAGCGGCAUCGCCGUACCAUCUUUCUCUACUGCGACUUCCAGCACGACACGGUGCAGGCGAUCAAGGAGCGCAUCGAGAAGCUCACCAGUCGUACCUUCUACACCAUGUGUCUCUACAUCGGCAAUCAACGCCUCGAUGACGAGUCGACACUGUACAACGCGGGCGUGUGCGAUGACGGCACGGAGCUGUGGGUGGUGUAUUCGAAGGGGAAAACAGAAGAAGGCGAGCCGAUCUGGGAAGAUGUAUCGGAGGCGAUGACGACGACGGUGGCGGUGCCCGUUGCCGCCCCCGGCGACGAAGAACCGCAGGGCACCUCUCAGCCUUCCGCAGGAGGCGAAGGGGAGGCGAUACCAUCGACUGCGGUGUGA
This is a messenger RNA of Leptomonas pyrrhocoris, 588 nucleotides long. RefSeq lists its product as hypothetical. Lineage: Eukaryota; Euglenozoa; Kinetoplastea; Trypanosomatida; Trypanosomatidae. The record is from RefSeq and is a predicted model, not a curated record. The coding region runs from base 139 to 588 and encodes 149 amino acids. The transcript has a single exon.